GAAAGUGGUUGCCUGGCAUUAGCAGUAGGUCGAGUAGCGUUCUCCUUUCGACAUAGUGCUGUGCGGUGGCGGUUCAGUUUGUUGUAAGAACAGAACAGCAUCAGAUUUCUUGCACCACUACUUUGGGCGCUAGGGCUGAAUGCAAAACCAGAAGGAGGGAAGAACAGGGUGGCACAUCUAGACCCACCUCUUUGUCAGAACACCUGUCAAAAGCAGUGAUUCAAAGUGCCAGGCGCCAGUGAGAGACAACAGUCCUGGACGGGUCGCAGGGCAGUCUACUUAUGUCAGGCCGAAACGGGUCUGCCAACGAUGCAGACUGCCGAAUCUCAGAGGAAUGCCAUGUCCCAGCCGAUGUGGAGCUGAUGGAACUAGGACCCCUUUUGGAGGAGCCAGGGCCCUUGGCGGCUAACACACUCUUAUCAGAGCAGGGGUCAAGUGGUCUCGCAGUUGAGGACAAUGAUGACGAUGAGGUGGGUGAGGUUCUUACUCUUCCCCUGCAGGCUCAUCAUGCUAUGGAAAAGAUGGAAGAGUUUGUUCACAAGGUUUGGGAGGGCCGCUGGAGGGUUAUUCCUUUUCACGUUUUACCAGAGUGGCUUAAGGACAAUGACUACCUCCUGCAUGGACAUCGGCCGCCCAUGCCGUCCUUCCGUGCCUGCUUUGGGAGCAUUUUCAGGAUCCACACAGAGACUGGGAAUAUUUGGACCCAUUUGCUUGGGUUGAUCUUGUUCCUGUGUCUGGGGACUCUCACCAUGCUGAGACCAAACAUGUACUUCAUGGCCCCCCUGCAGGAGAAAGUGGUGUUUGGAAUGUUCUUCUUGGGAGCAGUGCUUUGCCUCAGCUUCUCUUGGCUUUUUCACACGGUCUACUGCCACUCUGAGAAAGUCUCCCGCACCUUCUCCAAGCUAGACUACUCUGGUAUUGCUCUGCUGAUCAUGGGCUCAUUUGUACCCUGGCUCUACUACUCAUUCUACUGCUCUCCCCAGCCCCGCCUCAUCUACCUCACAAUUGUCUGUGUGCUGGGCAUUGCUGCCAUCAUUGUGGCCCAGUGGGAUCGCUUUUCCACACCUCGACACAGACCCACACGAGCAGGAGUAUUCAUGGGCCUAGGACUGAGUGGUAUAGUCCCCACAAUGCACUUCACAAUUGAGGAAGGCUUUGUCAAAGCCACUACAGUGGGACAGAUGGGCUGGUUCUACUUAAUGGGCGCCAUGUACAUCACAGGCGCUGGGCUGUAUGCUGCUAGAAUUCCUGAGCGCUACUUCCCCGGCAAGUGUGAUAUUUGGUUUCAUUCCCACCAGAUAUUCCAUGUGCUUGUGGUGGCAGCAGCUUUUAUCCAUUUCUAUGGGGUGUCUAACUUGCAGGAGUUCCGCUAUGGGCUUGAGGGAGGCUGCACUGAUGAUACCCUCCUCUGAGACUUCUGAUCCCACCAGCGUUCCCCCUGAAGAGCUGGAAAACAAGAACACCAGUAGCCCCUUUCUCAUCCUUUGGUUUCAUGUUAAAAUUCGAUCACUCACACACAUACAUUUUUUAUAUAUAUAUAUAUAAUAAUUUU
This is a messenger RNA of Colossoma macropomum (tambaqui), 1552 nucleotides long. RefSeq names its product adiponectin receptor 1a (gene adipor1a). Gene Ontology annotation, cellular component: plasma membrane. The transcript has 9 exons. Gene Ontology annotation, molecular function: signaling receptor activity. Gene Ontology annotation, biological process: adiponectin-activated signaling pathway. The coding region runs from base 282 to 1412 and encodes 376 amino acids. Lineage: Eukaryota; Metazoa; Chordata; Actinopteri; Characiformes; Serrasalmidae. The record is from RefSeq and is a predicted model, not a curated record.